Messenger RNA from Drosophila kikkawai, 900 nucleotides. RefSeq lists its product as uncharacterized. The record is from RefSeq and is a predicted model, not a curated record. Lineage: Eukaryota; Metazoa; Arthropoda; Insecta; Diptera; Drosophilidae. Gene Ontology annotation, molecular function: serine-type endopeptidase inhibitor activity.
GGCUACCAAGUGCGCGGUGAACAAAUUCCCUGGCUUUUCUCGCUUUUCUGGCUUUUCUCGAUUUCUUUGCAUUUCAUAUUUUCGGCCCCCCAAAAAAUAUUAAAAUAUAUAUAAUUCCAAGAACUGCCAACAGACAAAGUCCAAGCGAAGGGAAGACAUUCUCUAAUCUGCAUAACGACAUCGAAGCUUCUGCGCCGAAUCACUUUUGGCUCUUGCACUGCCGUUGAACUUUGGCGGGUCUAAAGAACUCAUAAAAUUCAAAGAAUCAAUCAAGAAAUACUAAGAAAAGCCAUCAGACAUCAGAUCGGCCGAUCAUCAACCAUAUACUAGACUCUGUGAAAUCGGACACAUUCCGUGUGUGUACUGAAUGGCGACGAGCGGCUGCUGCGCAUUUGCGAUUGUCCUGAGCCAGAUUGACGACAUCAUCAGGGAGAAGAGCACAGCUGCAAUACAAAGCUGACCAACUUGAGCAACGGUUCAAAAAUCUACAAAGAUUCUGAGCAACUCCUAUUUUGCCCGUAUAUUCUUCAAGAAAGUAUAGAAAGUAUUUCUAACCAAAAUGUCGGCCCAAUGUCAACUGAGAAUAACGGUUUUGCUUUGUGUGAUUUUGGCCAUGAUCCAGGAGAAGCAGGUGCCCGUUGAGGCCACAGUUCGUGACCUCUGCCAGUCGGUGCCGAGCACAAGCAAUGGCAUUUGUAUGCCCAGCACAAUGAAUAUAUAUUACGAUCCGGAGACGCAGAAAUGUCGGUAUAUUGGCUGCAGCAACAAGAGGCAAUUCCAGACCCUCGAGGACUGUGACAAGAUCUGCAAUAAUGCGAGACACGUGAAGCGACGCAAUCGGACAAAGGCCAAUGAGACCACGCAUUGAAAAUAUUUACAUAUAAAAUAUACAAAAUAUAA